Messenger RNA from Dichomitus squalens LYAD-421 SS1, 690 nucleotides. RefSeq lists its product as uncharacterized. NCBI's taxonomy places the organism in Eukaryota, Fungi, Basidiomycota, Agaricomycetes, Polyporales, Polyporaceae. The transcript has 3 exons. Bases 1 to 690 code for a protein of 229 amino acids. The record is from RefSeq and is a predicted model, not a curated record.
AUGGAUGACUGGGACAUGAUCUUUGAAGGAGAGACGCGAUUGUACCAAUCACUGUUUCCAGAAACCGAGAACAAAUACCCCAGGGCGUUCUCAACCAUCGAAGGCGCCACCACAUUGACUGAGAGCGAGGUGCAGGUACUCAAGCCUGUUCCUCGCGAUGCCAGACACGUCGGUGGAGACCACUCGCAAAGGGCCGUGGACCGACCCAUGACGCGGUCUCAAGCUGUAGUCGGACAAAAGAUUGAGUUCUCAUUCAACAGGAACGCCCGGCCGUUUCUUCGACAGCGCGGCAUACCUAUGUAUGCGCUCCUGUGUGCAUCCGCAGCAGCGCUUCACAGAAUUGUCCUUGGAGCAAGGACGAAGGUGCUCACCAACGUGGCACUGCGGCGGAUUAGGAUCCGCUUCGUGUGGCCGCACCCGGCAGGUUACGAGCCUGCGGCCGAGGUGUACGAGGAAUGGGUCCCCGUCAACGACACGCUGACACGGCUGCAGCUGGCGAUGUUGGUGGCGCAGGUGUUCAAUAGGUUCGUUGAGCAACAGCGUACAUCCCGUUUAUCCCAUUACGAGGUGUUCGAAUUUCGGCUACGCCAAGACGCGUUCUAUAGGGUUUGGCUUGUCAGAUUAGAGCGCGUGGAGAGCAAUCUCUUCAUCGCCGACUUGAAUUAUGCGGUAUCAGACCCGGAUGAAUAG